UUAGGAUUCUCCUGGUUGCGCAGCCUGUACCUCCUCAUACUUUCCGCCUGUUACCCAUCUUUAUAUCACUUCCUUUUCUCGUACAAAUAUUGUUCGAACAACUCGUUUUUUACCCCUAUUUGGUACUACACAGGAUCGUUCUACUUUGUCACUUUUCACUAUGACAUCACUCUGUCACAUUCGCGAAUCGGUUAGGCAAAUCGGCGAGAAUACCUGGCUUCUCGGGGGCAAGUACAUGAUACAACACAACAAAAAACCAACCGAUGGCGAACCGUUGAGCAAGGAUUUCAUUGAUUAUAAAAUCUUCGAAGCGCCUAAAACCGUACCAGACUCGGUUUCUAUUCCUCCGGGCAGCCAUUUGCGACUAAUCCAUGAUGUCGGGAAUGCAUCUGCCGUUUUCAGUGUCGGUGAUAAGCUUGUUCUCAAGGUCAAAAAAGUUCACAAGGACCAGCCGCGAGAAGAUGAUACAUUGGAAUUUCUAGCUAAGCAAACGCUUAGUUUCGAAUAUCCAGCAUUUUUGGUCUCUAUGAAAGUUGAGGACAGGAUCUACAUGCUCGAACAACAAAUGUCCGGCGAGAGACUCAAUGAAAGAUGGUGGGAUAUGAGCGAGGAAAAGAAGGAACAUGUGGUGACCCGAGUCGCCGAAAUCUGCAUGGAGCUCAAGAAUUUUCAGUCCCCGGCAAUGACUGGAAUCGACAUUCAUUGGAUGGAUCCUCUUCGCGAAUCGGGACAGCAAGACUAUCAAACAGAAUCACUUCAAAAGCAUUGCGAAUCGUUGGGAAUGGACUGCUCCACUUUUGUCUUCUCCCACAAUGAUCUUGGUCCAACCAACAUUCUCGUCCAUGGUGAUAAAGUUACGGUAAUCGAUUGGGAGUUGGCUGGGUACUGUCCACUGGAAUGGGUUCGAACCAAGUUCGCUGUCUGCGGAGCGUUGAAUGUAAGCCGGAUUCGCGACAAUGUGUAUGAGGUCGAUGAUGAAUACAGAGUGCGAGUUGAGAAGAAGCUUGCAGAUAUGGGGUUCCCAGAGGUCACUGAGGCAUACAAUAAGAUGAACGAGGAACGUUCCGAGAAGUGGAUCGAGGCACAUCCAUGGCUUCAGUAACUGAGUACCUUCUCUUCCUGGUUUCCGGUCACAAUGGAUUUCGCAACCUUCCUACAGUGUAUUUGAGUUAAUAACUGUCAAAUUCAACGGUAACCGCGUUUGUAAAUGAAUACACACACUUGAGACUGCCAAUGUGUCACACAAAAGUGACGCCACUCUUGACGAAUGGUUAAUCGGGUUGAUAUAGUAAUCAUUUCCCGUGACACAAUGUGAAG
This is a messenger RNA of Sclerotinia trifoliorum, 1317 nucleotides long. NCBI's taxonomy places the organism in Eukaryota, Fungi, Ascomycota, Leotiomycetes, Helotiales, Sclerotiniaceae. The record is from the annotation of a GenBank genome assembly.